Molecule: messenger RNA, 1530 nt
Organism: Histoplasma mississippiense
Lineage: Eukaryota; Fungi; Ascomycota; Eurotiomycetes; Onygenales; Ajellomycetaceae
Exons: 3
Coding region: 1-1530 (509 amino acids)
Source: RefSeq, a predicted model, not a curated record
AUGGAACAUCAAUUAUUUAUCCACUGUGAAUCAUACCUCAUUAUCAUAUGCCGCCGGUGCAAGCACGCUGUGUGGCCAACAGAGAUUGAACGGCAUCUGAAAGGCAAGGCCCAUCAGCUAAAGCAUGCGGUGGUUCAGCAGAUAAAGGAGAACAUUGAACAGUGGGACAAUGUGGCUCGAGAUACUACACAGUUAACACUGCCCACAAUACUGAAUGAACCAAUCCCGGAACUACCCAUUCAAGAUGGCUACAGGUGCCAGCAGGAUCCCCAGUGCCAGUAUUUGGCAGGGAACAUGAACACCAUACGCAAGCACUGGCAGAACAAGCACAGCUGGUCGCCAUAUCCCAGCCGUGGCCGUACAGCGCCACAAAAGCGUACGGCAGCACAGGAUGAGGUGGACAGAUCAUGCCAGAAGGUGCAGUUCCAGCAGGUAUUUGCAUCGCGCAAGGGCUCCCACUACAUACAGAUCCAGACUAAGGAGACUACUGAGCACACCGGCACGCCAGACCAGAACAGAGCCAGCCAUGUCAUUGAUGAGCUGGAGCGGUUUUACCGGGAACAGCAACGGCAGACCAGCAAUGUCAUCCAGGCCGGGGAGCACGAUGAAGCCAACCCAUGGCUGCGGCGGACCAGAUGGCCGGUGUACUUGACCAACAUCGCACCCAAUGAUCUGGUCAACUGCGUGCAGCGGCCCGACGAUGACACCACGUGCCCAGAUGAACUGGCCGCGAGGGCCAUCUGGGAGGCCAUGGGUCAGGUUGCCCGUACCAGCCAGCGAGUCAUCACACGGCUGGGCCACUUCGUCCGCAUCGAGGCCAUCCGCACAGAGCGACACCAGACCCGGCACACCCCGUUGCAGGCAUACAUGGACGAGGAGAGCAUCGCCGAGCACCCCAAAGUACCAGUUCACACCACGGUAGCCACCACAGAGAGAGCCGACCAGCGACACCCCAUCAGCCCAGACCCCAUGAAUGAGCAGAUGACUGAGGAAGAAGAAGAGGAGGAGGAGAAGGGACAGAGAGAUACCCAGCCAGAAGAAGAAGAUAAGUUCAAAUCAACCAAGAUCCAGAUGGCAUUGCGCGCUGGUAGACGCGUUGGCGGUGCUGGGACGGGGGGAGUAUGGAUGGUGCGACGCGAAGAGCUACCCACCAAUAUUGUCACGGAUCAAGAAGAAGAGAAGUUCAAAUUAACCAAGAUUCAGAUGGCAUGUUUGGAUUUUUGCAUUGAGCUGCUGAACCAGUGGGUUCAGAUAGAGGAUUAUGAGUGCGCGCUGAUAGACACGUUGGCGGUGCUGGGACGGGGGGAGUAUGGAUGGCGCGACGCGGAGAGCUACCCACCAAUAUUGUCACGGAUCAUCAAGGUGGCACGGUUCAUGGUGGUGCACAAGGCGCUGCGACUGGACGCCAAUGCAUCCGACAUGCUGGCCAGGAACCAAGCAAGCCAGAUGGUGGGAGAGUGGGCCGUGGUGAGCCCCAUGGAGGAGGCGGAUUACACGUUCACAGCAAUCAGAAUGAAGGGUAAUCAGUGA